AUGGAGCUGUCCGAGGUCCGCUGCUCCGGCGCCGGCGAGGAGCCCGGCGGCAGCGGAGGCAAGAGGCUGCUGUGGCAGAACGCCGUCCGCCACAUCACCGAGCAGCGCUUCAUCCACCAGCGGGGCGAGGGCGAGCCCGACCCCGAGCGGCCGCGCAAGCCGUCGGCGUCGGCGGCGCACAACAACGGCGGCACCAAGGUCUUCCCCGAGCGGGACGGCGCUGACCUGGGCUUCCUGCAGCUGGACCCGUGCGCGCCGGCCAACUCGGACUUCUUCCUGAACUGGGGCUACACGUAUCGCGGCGUCAUCUUCCCCACGCUGCGCAACGCUUUCAAGUCGCGCGAGCUGGAGCGCCUGUACCAGCGCUACUUCCUGGGCCAGCGUCGCAAGUCGGUGGUGGUGAUGAACAUCCUGGACGUGGUGGCCAAGCUGACCCUGCUGGCGCUGCACCUGGCCGUGGCCUCGGCGCCGGUGGACCCGGUCAAGGGCGCGCUGCUGGGCUUCUUCGCCGGCGUGGAGGUGGUCAUCUGCGCCCUGGUGGCGGCGCGCAAGGACGCCGCCUCGCACGGAUACCUGCGCUACGGCGGCGCCGUCACCUGGGCGGCCAUGGCCACGCAGAUCCUGGCGGCGGGGCUGGGCUACGGCCUGCUGGGCGACGGCGCCGGCUACGUGCUCUUCGCGCUCUUCGCCACCUACGGCAUGCUGCCCCUGCCCCUGGCUUGGGCCAUCCUGGCCGGGCUCUUCGCUUCCGGAUUGCACCUGAGCGUCAGGCUGCUGCUCGCCCGCGACGCGACGCUCUCCGCCAACCAGGUGGCGGCCCAAACGGUUCUGUUCGUAUGUAUGAACACGGCCGGGAUCUUCAUCAGCUACCUGUCGGACCGCGCCCAGCGGCAGGCCUUCCUGGAAACGCGGCGUUGCAUCGAGGCCAGGCUGCGUCUGGAGACGGAGAACCAGAGACAGGAGCGUCUGGUUCUGUCCGUCCUGCCUCGCUUCGUGGUUCUGGAAAUGAUCAACGACAUGUCCAACGUGGAGGACGAGCACCUCCAGCAUCAGUUCCAUCGGAUCUACAUCCACCGCUACGAGAACGUCAGCAUUCUUUUCGCAGACGUCAAGGGCUUCACCAAUCUGUCCACCACGCUGUCGGCUCAGGAACUCGUGCGGAUGUUGAACGAGCUUUUCGCGCGCUUCGAUCGACUGGCGCACGAGCAUCACUGUCUGCGCAUCAAGAUUCUUGGAGAUUGUUAUUACUGCGUGUCGGGUCUGCCCGAGCCGAGGCAGGACCACGCCCACUGCUGCGUGGAGAUGGGACUCAGCAUGAUUAAAACCAUCAGAUACGUGCGCUCUCGAACCAAACACGACAUCGACAUGCGCAUCGGGAUCCACUCUGGCUCGGUCCUGUGCGGCGUACUGGGCCUGAGGAAGUGGCAGUUUGACGUCUGGUCCUGGGACGUCGACAUCGCCAACAAGUUAGAGUCCGGAGGCAUUCCAGGGCGCAUCCACAUCUCCAAAGCGGCCCUGGACUGCCUGAACGGCGACUACGAGGUGGAAGCGGGCCACGGCAAGGACCGCAACGACUUCCUGCGGCGCCACAACAUCGAGACGUACCUGAUCAAGCAGCCCGAGGACAGCCUGCUGGCCCUCCCUGAGGACAUCGUGAAGGAAGCGGGCAACUCGGCCGACCGCCGCGCCAGCGCCGCCGCCUUCAACGAAGCGUCCUGGAGCCCCGAGCUGCCCUUCGACAACAUUGUGGGCAAGCAGAACACUCUGGCCGCCCUAACCAGAAAUUCGAUAAAUCUGCUACCAAACCAUCUUGCGCAAGCUUUGCAUGUCCACUCUGGUCCUGAGGAAAUUAACAAGCAAAUAGAGAGCGCCAUCGACUUACGGAGUGGCGAUAAGUUGAGGAGAGAGCAUAUCAAAGCUUUCUCACUGAUGUUUAAAGACUCCGGCCUGGAACACAAGUACUCGCAGACGAGGGACGACGUUUUCAAGUCCAACCUGGUUUGCGCCUUCAUCGUGCUGCUCUUCAUCACCACCAUCCAAAGUCUGCUGCCCUCAGCCAGGACGGCGGCCACGGCGGCGCAGUUCUCGGCACUGAUCGCGCUGCACUCGGCACUGGUGGCGGCCACUACGGCCGAGGACUACAAGUGUCUGCCGCUCCUCCUGCGCCGGGCCUGCUGCUGGAUCAACGAGACGUACGCCGCACGGAACGUCCUCGUCUUCCUCUCCAUAUUCAUCAACUUUCUGGCCGCCACCGUCAACAUCCUCUGGUGCGACAUGGACACACCCACUGCAUUGAAGAACAGCACCUCAGAAGACCAAGACAAAGCCAUGGCCGACAUCUGCUUCUACCCGGAGUACUUUGUGUUGACUGGCGUGCUGGCGAUGGUGACGUGCGCAGUCUUCCUCCGCCUCAACUCCCUGGUCAAGUUGGCCGUUCUUCUGCUGAUGGUUGCCAUCUACUCGUUGCUCACCCAAGCUUUCUACUCCGCGCUCUUUCUGCGUUACGACCUGCUCCACCGUAACGAGAACUUUCUAGGUACCAAGGAGACGUCGCUGCUCCUGAUGGCCAUGUUCCUCCUCGCCGUCUUCUACCACGGACAGCAGUUGGAAUACACUGCACGGCUGGAUUUUCUGUGGCGCGUUCAGGCCAAAGAGGAAAUCAACGAGAUGAAGGAGCUGCGAGAACACAACGAGAACAUGCUGAGGAACAUCUUGCCGAGCCAUGUCGCGAGGCACUUCCUGGAGAAGGACCGCGACAACGAGGAAUUAUACUCGCAAUCGUACGACUCGGUGGGCGUGAUGUUCGCGUCCAUCCCGGGAUUCGCCGACUUUUACUCGCAAACCGAGAUGAACAACCAGGGAGUGGAAUGUCUUCGACUGCUCAACGAGAUCAUCGCCGACUUCGACGAGUUGCUGGGCGAAGAGCGUUUCCAGGAUAUCGAGAAAAUCAAAACCAUCGGCAGCACGUACAUGGCCGUGUCGGGUUUGUCUCCCGAGAAACAGCAGGGCGAAGACAAAUGGGGGCACCUGUGCGCGCUGGCCGACUUCGCCAUCGCUCUCAACGAAAGCAUCCGAGAAAUCAACAAACACUCCUUCAACAACUUUGAACUAAGAAUAGGCAUGGCUCAGGGCUCGGUGGUGGCGGGCGUGAUCGGCGCCAAGAAGCCUCAGUACGACAUCUGGGGCAAGACGGUGAACCUGGCCAGCCGCAUGGACAGCACGGGCGUGAGCGGCAAAAUCCAAGUCCCCGAGGAGACCUUCGUCAUCCUGGAGCAGCGCGGCUUCGCUUUCGAGUACCGCGGCGAGAUCUACGUCAAAGGCAUCAGCGAGCAGGAGGGCAAAAUUCGCACGCACUUCCUAUCGGGACGCGUGCUGCCCAACCCGCUCAUUAUGCAGCCGCGCAAGAUGACCGGCCAGUACUCGCUGGCCGCCGUGGUGCUGGGACUGGUCCAGUCGCUCAACCGGCAGAAGCAGAAGCAGAUACUCAACGACAACAACAACUCGGGCAUCAUCAAGGCGCACCACCAUCACCAUUACAACCGCAGGACGCUGCUGGCCAACGACGGGGGCGCCGCGCACCACGCCGACGCCCCCGACAAAAGCGACGCGUCCUGA
Nerophis lumbriciformis (worm pipefish) is the source of this 3615-nucleotide messenger RNA. The record is from RefSeq and is a predicted model, not a curated record. NCBI's taxonomy places the organism in Eukaryota, Metazoa, Chordata, Actinopteri, Syngnathiformes, Syngnathidae.